AUGGGUCUUCAAGUCAUCUUUAUCAUCACUCCCACUCCACUUAAUCCAAUCAUUAUCCAAAACAAACCACCUCCAACUGAUCAUCAUCUUACCCACCACAAGUUCAAGUACAAACUCAAAAGACAUCGAACUGAUCAAUCUCCUACGCGAACUCAAUCCCCAACUAUUCCUAGAAAGAUGUGA
Molecule: messenger RNA, 183 nt
Organism: Melampsora larici-populina 98AG31
Lineage: Eukaryota; Fungi; Basidiomycota; Pucciniomycetes; Pucciniales; Melampsoraceae
Exons: 2
Coding region: 1-183 (60 amino acids)
Source: RefSeq, a predicted model, not a curated record